AUGUCUGUCGUCUCGCUUCUCGGGGUUAAAGUCCUCAACAACCCUGCCCACUUCUCCUCGUCCUACCAAUUCGAGAUUACUUUCGAGUGUCUCGAGCAACUCCAAAAAGAUCUGGAGUGGAAACUCACGUAUGUUGGUUCCGCCACCUCUUCCGAGCAAGAUCAGGAACUUGACUCGCUGCUUGUCGGUCCCAUUCCUGUCGGAGUGAAUAAGUUUAUUUUCGAGGCCGACGCCCCCGACUACAAGCGGAUCCCCGAUUCUGAGAUCCUCGGCGUCACCGUCAUUCUGCUCACUUGUAGCUAUGAUGGCCGUGAGUUUGUUCGAGUAGGAUACUACGUUAACAACGAGUACGACUCGGAGGAAUUGGCCGCCGAUCCCCCUGCGAAGCCCCAGAUCGAGCACAUCCGCCGUAAUGUCCUUGCUGAGAAGCCCCGUGUGACUCGCUUUGCGAUCAAGUGGGAUUCUGACGAGUCUGCUCCUGCCGAGUACCCGCCUGACCAGCCUGAGGCGGAUAACCUGGACGACGAUAGCAACGCCUACGGUGCAGAGGAGCGUGAGCUCGAAGCCGCCCUCGUCAAAGAGCUCGAGGAAGCCAACAAGGACGAGAUCGAGGGUGAUGACCACGAUAUGGAAGGCGGCGAGGCCACAGCCGGUAACGACGAAGAAGAAGCUUCUGAUGCUGAGAGCGAAGAUCUUGAGGAGGAGAGCGAUGAUGAUGACGAGGAUGAAUUGGACGAGGAUGAAGCCGCUGAGGCUGAUGAGGACGUGGAGAUGGGUGAUGACAAGCCUGCCCACCCGUCUCAACCCGGUGGACCGGAGGUUAUGGUGCACUAA
Molecule: messenger RNA, 834 nt
Organism: Penicillium maclennaniae
Lineage: Eukaryota; Fungi; Ascomycota; Eurotiomycetes; Eurotiales; Aspergillaceae
Gene: asf1
Product: nucleosome assembly factor ASF1
Exons: 4
Coding region: 1-834 (277 amino acids)
Biological process (GO): nucleosome disassembly; nucleosome assembly; DNA replication-dependent chromatin assembly
Cellular component (GO): nucleus
Molecular function (GO): histone binding
Source: RefSeq, a predicted model, not a curated record